AUGUCGAGUACAGGUAAUGAUAAGAAUCCCGAGAGAGACAAGCCCUCCGCCGAGUAUAAUUCGUCAAAAGAGGAUCCGAAUGCUGACCCGCCACCUCUGCAGUCGAUCUUGAAGCUCAGAAAGAUGCCUCAAAUUCCGUCACGUCAUACGACUGAAAAUUCAGACGACGGCGAUGAUGACGGUGGCGGUAAGGACGAGGAGGAAUCUACGAGUGAGGAAGAACAUUCGCCGAUUAUCGAGGCAUCUACUCUGGGUCUAAAUCACAUUCGGACCCGCUCCGCUCCGUUGCCUCAUCUCCGAUCAGCCAAUUCGAUUGGGACGCCUUCCAAUUUAGGUUAUAACAGUGAACACAAAAUGAAUAAAGAAGGAGCUCAUCCCAGGCCCAAAAUUUCAUUUGUUCCUCAACCGCCUCCUGCAUCCACAUCCACGGAUCAAGACCAAGGUAAAAGGGUCCAUUGGAGCCAAUCAAAAUCAUUAAAGAACCCAUCACCUCGCAAUUCAGGGUCGGAGGGUCAUCAUGCUACUUUAUCCAAAGAAAUGCAGUCCCCUAGGUUCCAGGCUAUAUUGCGUCUCACAAGCGGCCGAAGAAGAAAAGUGCAUGACAUCAAGAGUUUUUCACAUGAACUGAAUUCUAAAGGAGUUAGAGCAUUGCCAUUUUGGAAAUCCCGUGCAUUUGGGGGCACUGAAGAGAUUAUGGCAAUGGUGCGGUCAAAAUUCAAUAAACUGAAGGAAGAGGUUAAUGCUGACUUGGGUAUCUUUGCUGGGGACUUGGUUGGGAUUCUUGAGAGCACUUCAGAAACUCAUCCUGAGUGGAGAGAAACUUUGGAAGAUUUGUUAAUAAUAGCCAGGCAAUGUGCAAAGAUGUCACCUGAUGAGUUCUGGUUGAAAUGUGAAGGCAUUGUUCAGAACUUGGAUGAUCACCGGCAGGAGCUUCCAAAUGGAAUACUAAAACAAGUACAUACACGUAUUCUAUUCAUACUCACUCGUUGUUCUAGACUGGUGCAGUUCCAAAAGGAAAGUGGUUAUGAAGAGGAGCAUAUUCUUGCUUCCCACCAGCUUAGUGACCUUGGGGUCUAUCCAGAACGAAUUUUUGGGGUGGUCAACCAGGAAGUGUGCAGCACAAAAAAGAGGACUCAAAAAGGCCAGGCACAUGAUCAGGAAGACCAUGCAGAAGAAAACUAUGGAACUGAAACAGAAAAUUUGGAGGUUAGUACAGCUAAAAGUGUUGCUUCCUCCAGUGGAAGCUAUAGAAUGUCAUCAUGGAAGAAACUUCCAUCUGCAGCUGAAAAAAAUAGCAAAAUCCAGGGAUCUGUUGACUCCACACCCAGGGAGAAAUCUGAUCAGUUGCAUCAUAGAGAAGAAACAGAUAGUGUAGGAAUUCUGGAAAUUCCAGUUCUCAACCCUGAACGUUCAGAAGAUUCCUCGAGAGGGCGAAAUGUGACCUGGGGAAUUUGGGACCAACAAAAUAUGACCUGUGAAGACUCUCUCAUCUGCCGCAUAUGUGAGGUCGAAAUUCCAACUGUUCACGUAGAGCAACACUCAAGAAUCUGCACAAUUGUGGAUAGAUGUGAUUUAAAAGGUUUAACAGCCAACGAAAGACUUGGAAGAGUUGCUGAUACUCUAGAAAGGGUACUGGAAACGUGGACGCCAAAAAGCACUGAAGCUGGGUUGGGAAGUCCUGACCUUUCGAGAGAUUUUUCGCCGGAAGAGUUAGAUCCGCUGUCACCUGAGCGGAACUCUUGUAGGGGUCCUGAUAGCAUGCAAGAUUCUGCUUCUGAGACUGAAAGUGAAUUUAACGUGGAUGGCGACAAUAAUUUGCCUUCUUAUCCGCUUGAAAUGCAUUCUCCGACUCCUGAUAUGUCUAAGAAGGCAUCCCCAGUUGAAAGUCUAACACCUCGGUCCCCAUUGAUAACCCCACGGAUGAGCCAAAUAGAGGUGCUUUUAAGCGGACGGAAGACUGUGUCUGAACUAGAGAGUUAUCAACAGGUAACCAAGCUAUUGGAUAUUGCCCGAUCUGUUGCCAGUGUAAACAACACUGACUAUAGUACUUUAGAAUAUAUGCUUGAUCGUCUAGAGGACCUAAAGUAUGUCAUUCAAGACAGGAAAGUGGAUGCUCUUGUGGUUGAGACCUUUGGAAGACGCAUUGAAAAAUUGCUGCAGGAAAAGUAUGUGUCACUUUGUGGACAGAUUGAGGAUGAGAAAGCAGAACUCCCGAACGUCAUUGCUGAUGAUGAUACUUCAACCGAAGAGGAUACAAUUCGAAGUUUGCGUGCAAGCCCUAUUAGUCAUUGCUCCAAGGAUCGAACAUCUAUUGAAGAUUUUGAAAUAAUUAAACCAAUCAGCAGAGGAGCCUUUGGUCGAGUUUUUCUGGCCAGGAAACGGGCAACUGGUGACUUAUUUGCAAUAAAGGUUUUGAAAAAGGCUGACAUGAUUCGGAAAAAUGCAGUUGAAAGUAUCCUGGCUGAACGUGAUAUCCUUAUAUCUGUUCGCAAUCCAUUUGUGGUCCGUUUUUUCUACUCUUUCACCUGUAGGGAAAACCUUUACCUGGUGAUGGAGUACUUAAAUGGAGGAGAUCUUUUUUCAAUGCUCAAAACUCUAGGAUGCUUGGAGGAAGACAUGGCACGAAUAUAUAUUGCAGAGCUUGUACUUGCUUUGGAGUAUAUGCACUCCUUAAAUGUCAUUCAUAGAGACUUGAAGCCAGACAACUUACUGAUAGGUCCAGAUGGUCACAUCAAGUUGACAGAUUUUGGGCUUUCGAAAGUAGGUCUCAUCAACAGCACGGAUGACUUUUCAGGUCCAUCGGCAAGCAAUACAAAUUUCCUUGCCGACGAUAAGCCCAAGGCUGCAGAAAUUUCAACAGCCAAAAAGGAAGAACGGAAAAAGCAUUCUGUUGUAGGCACCCCUGACUAUUUGGCUCCAGAGAUUCUCCUUGGAAUGGGACAUGGUGCUACAGCAGAUUGGUGGUCUGUUGGGGUUAUUCUUUUCGAGCUUCUAGUGGGUAUUCCGCCUUUCAAUGCAGAAAGUCCACAGCAAAUUUUCAACAAUAUCAUGAACAGAGACAUUCCCUGGCCCAAGAUACCCGAAGAAUUGAGCUAUGAUGCUCAUGAUUUGAUUGACAAGUUGCUGAUUGAGAAUCCAGUGCAAAGAUUAGGAGCAACAGGCUCCAAAGAGGUCAAAUCGCAUCUGUUUUUCAGGGAUAUUAACUGGGAUACCCUGGCUAGGCAGAAGGCUGCAUUCAUUCCUUCAGCUGAACCCCUUGACACCAGUUACUUUAUGAGUCGUUACAUCUGGAAUCCAGAAGAAGAGAAUGUGCACGGUGGUAGUGAUUUUGAUUAUUUGUCUGAUUCGGGCAGUGGUUCUUGCAGCAGCAGCUCAUUUAGUAAUGCACAUGAUGAAGAUGGUGAUGAAUGUGGCAACUUGGCAGAGUUCAGUGCACCGUCACUAGAUGUAAAGUAUUCAUUCAGUAAUUUCUCUUUCAAGAACUUGUCACAGUUGGCUUCCAUAAACUACGAUUUGUUGGUGAAGAGUGCUAAAGAAUCAAUGGAAACGGAUAAGAUGUCCGUUCCAUGA
Molecule: messenger RNA, 3570 nt
Organism: Oldenlandia corymbosa var. corymbosa
Lineage: Eukaryota; Viridiplantae; Streptophyta; Magnoliopsida; Gentianales; Rubiaceae
Source: the annotation of a GenBank genome assembly